AAAAAAAAAAAAAAAAAAAAAAAAAGGAGAUGGAUGAGCGGACCUUUUAGCUUUUAUGGGGGGCUGCAUGUGCACACUGUGCUCCCACCUGGUUACGGCCCUGGCAUGUGGUACCUGAGAAGUUUUGGCGGUGAUUAAUUGUCGAAAUAUAACAAAAAAAGUAAAAUAUCAGAAAUUAGUUUGAACGGAUAAAAUCUUUUACAUGAUUAAAUUUUCUUAUCAAACAUUAAAUGAAUGAAAAAUGUUUGUUUCUUUUUGUUUGUUUGCUUUUCUUCUUUUUUACUUUUUUAUUCUGGGCGGCGCCGCCUUAAUUCCUGUGACCUCGCUGCGCCCCUGUGCAAAGUGAAUAGGGCUUGAAUCAGUGUCUUGGAAACCCAAGAUGUUUGUACUGGACCACAGUUCCAAGAAAUUAGCGCAACUAUAGUGAACAAUGAACAAUGAACAAUGAACAAUGAACAAUGUACAAUGUAAAUGCACAAUAUAGGCUAGACUUUCUAACAUCAAAUCAUAGCUGACUUAUAAACAAGACUAUAGCUAAACCUGUAUAUUAUUAAUGAGCGAGUCUAGAUAUCAAAAAGUGGUAUGCAUUCAACGAAGAAAGAGAACUAAUUAUGGUCCAUUUUGUCACGCUAUCGUGAUGUUUGGAUCAGUCUAGCGUGAUGAUGUUGUCACGUCAUCGAAGGACUCGGUCGUCUAGUAAGUCUCAGCUGCAUAUUAGACCAUCCAACGGUUUUGAGGUUCCAAGAAUCCAACAUACGAGCUACACAUUCCUGAUUGUUGACUGGCCCACAGCUCAACGAUGCACAGGGUUUCUCUUCAAGAAAAAGAUCUUUCUUGCCCUGUCUGUAUUAGCAUAUUCGAAGAACCUAAAGCUUUGCCUGAAUGCGCACAUAACGUGUGUCAGAAAUGCCUUAGCAAUAUUGCUGCAAUGAGCUCUAGAUGGCAGUUUGUCACGUGUCCAGUUUGCCGAGUUGACUCGUACUUACCUCCAGGGGGAGUGGCUGAUCUACCGACCAAUCACUUUAUGAAGACUAUCAUUGAUGGUUUACCAGGACGAAAAGAGAUACAAUCCAUAAAGAGGGCUUUGGAACAGUGCGAGGAAGGGUUAACGUCAAGCAAAUCACAUGUAGAUGAUUGUGAACGAUCGAUAGCUGCUUUCAAGGCUACUUUACAAAUUGCACAGCAAGCGAAAAAGGAGGUUUCUGAUCACACUAAAUACCUCAUUGAUAUCAUCCAAAAGGAAUGCACAAGUUUGACUACUGAAAUCGACGAGAAAAUUGAAAACACCUCCUCGCUGCUGUCUAACGUUCGCCGAGAGAAGAAGAAGACGUUAUAUACUGUGAAGGAAUCAGAGAAUAUUGUUUCUGAAACCAGACGACUCAUCGAACGAGGAAAUGUACAAGAAAUCGUUGGGAAGGAAGACGAAUCGGUCUCCAAGCUUCAGCAACGUACAGCAGUUUUAGCCGUCAAUCAAACCUUUAAGUUUCCAGACGUGCCUGAAAACAUCCACUUUACGAAAGCGAGUAAUGAAUUUCGUACAGGGAAAGGGAUUCUGGGGUCGCUCAGUAGAGAUUCGAUAAUGGAAGUUAAUGAGAAUAAUUCGGGAUCUGACCUAGAAUAUCUUCACGAUUGGAAUCCACGACAACCAAUGCCCCCGUGUUUCCGCAGAUCACAUUCAAUAAGAGGGGUCGUGAAUAAGUUUGAAUUAGCAAGGUUCACACUAUCAUCUCCGCGGCGUAGUAGUCCUCCAGUAACCUACCCGGCCGGGUCAGAUUACAUGUCUCUAGUACGUGGUCAAAGAUCUUCAUAUCCGUUCACUCCAUUGCCGCCGCUAACACUGCCUCGAACAUCUAGCCUACGAAAAUUCACGGGUUGAUAAAAAACAACAUGUCAUCAGUUAUUCCAUGGUUGAGGAAAUAACUGGGUAGAGUUGGCAUUUCGAAGUGCAAUGUCGGACUGUUUUAUUGAACAUAUUUCCAAGAUGGCGUCCCAUAAAACAAUCCCACAAUGCACUGCAAUGUCAACUCGUUCCAGUUUUUCCUCGCCCUCGUAAUAACGAAUAAUAUGCUUGGUGAAAAACCAGGAAUAUGUCUUUCCGAUAAGAUGCAGUCGAACGCACGUCAUUAGAUUAUUUGUGAAGCACACAUGAUUUUUUAUGCUCAUUAGAAUAAUAGAAUUUAUUAAAAUCGUGGUUUGUCCCUUUUAAAAAAUAUACAAGUAUGGCCUCUAAGACUCGAUUGGUGAAGAAUAUCUUGAAGCAGUGGAGACUCUUGUUAGUAGCUAGAUAAAAGUGGUACACUUACCCUGAUUAUGAUGACUGUGAUGCCGAAUUGAAAUGCUCUAGUGACUGUUUCACUAGUAGAAGACAGAGCGGAAAAACCGGACGCAUGCGCAUUAGAGACUAUUUUCAUGAGCAAUCCAAUAUGGUGGACGAARGGCGAUAAAAAUCUGUCUCUAAUAAUAAUAAUAAUAAACUUUAUUACUGUGUCA
This is a messenger RNA of Actinia tenebrosa (Australian red waratah sea anemone), 2490 nucleotides long. RefSeq lists its product as uncharacterized. Lineage: Eukaryota; Metazoa; Cnidaria; Anthozoa; Actiniaria; Actiniidae. The record is from RefSeq and is a predicted model, not a curated record.